Molecule: messenger RNA, 696 nt
Organism: Antechinus flavipes (yellow-footed antechinus)
Lineage: Eukaryota; Metazoa; Chordata; Mammalia; Dasyuromorphia; Dasyuridae
Product: proline-rich proteoglycan 2-like
Exons: 2
Coding region: 1-696 (231 amino acids)
Source: RefSeq, a predicted model, not a curated record
AUGCCGCUCUUACUCUCCCCCCCCUCCCCAGGAGCUGACACAGGCUCUGCGGCCCGAAUCGGGAAGGACCCAAGGGGCUGGGGGGGAAAAGGGGGUAGUAAGGCUGUUCCUUGCCGGCCUCCACCCCUACCCUCGCCCACUCGGGGGAACCCCGCGGGCCAGCCCUGGACGGCGGCGCCUCGGUUACCACAACAAACUGGAGGAGCCGAGGGCCCGUUGCCAGCCGCGGGCUGGGGCUGCCAGGAGGAGCAGGAGGCGGAGGCGGAGGCCGAGAGAUCCGGGGCCCCGCCGCCGGGUCAUGAUCCCCGCCGCCCGAGCCGGCCCGGGCCCCGGGCCCCCGCCCCCCGGAGCCGCCCCAGCGCCCGCCCGUCCCGUCCCGUCCCGGGGGGAGGCGGGGAGCCGCCGCCGCCGCCUCAGCCGCUCCCGAUCCCGGCCCCGGUCCGGCCCCGGUCCCGGCUCCGGCUCCGGCUCCGGUCCCGGCUCCGGCUCCUUCCCAACGCCGCCGCCGCUACCGCGGCCUCAGCCCCGUGCUCCCGCCUCGACCUCCCGCUUCGCCCGUCCGGGGCCACAGCCGGGCCCCUCGUUCUGCAGGCACCGCCGCCAGGCCCAGCCAGCCGAAUGCCGAGCGGCCGCCCCCAUUCCGCCAGCCAGCCCAAGCCCAGCCCCGGCCCAGCCCUGCCAGGCCGGAACUACUAG